AUGAGCGCAAAUUCGGGGGAGGAUUCAACCACCAAGGGGGCUAACACGUCCGUUACUGAUACCCCUACCACUACACCAAGAGUAAGUUUACCUGUAAGGUGCUCCAAUCCCGACAAUCCAAAUUCCGAGCGUCAAAUACACGAACUUUCCGUCGACCAUUUACUAAUUAAGGAAGCGGAUUUGACUGUAGCCACAAAUAGUUUUUUAGCCGAAGUUAACGAAGAACUUAGGGAAAUCGACAAAAGUUUAAUUCACGUCGCCCUCGAAACCAUUUCAACAGAAAAUUCAGAAAAUUCCCAAAACACAAAAAUUCUACAGACCAAUCAAGAGAAACUUUUAGACUGGUCUUCUAACGACACAGUUGAAUCGACAAACCAAGGAAUUAAGCUUCUCGUAAAUCAAAAACCAUUGGAAAUAAUGGGAGAUAAAAAUCAACCAACAGGGAGUGGUGUACUAGGACCACAGUUGACCACAGACAUUUCAAAUAAUCCAGAUUUAAGCCAAUUAAUUGAUCUAAAGAUUCAGGAAAUCAUGAGGACAAGAGAUAGCGCCAGUUCGAGACAUGGAGAUUCGAUAUCUAAUAAUCAAAUCGGACUUCAGGAUGCGAUUAGGCUAUUACCAAAGUCAUUCGAUGGAAAAGACACCGAAAAUUUAGAGAUUUUCCUUGAAGAAUGCGAAUUUGUUGUGUCAUGUGUAGUGGAACCGGCAAUUCCACGACUGCUUCAGGCAAUCCAAACCAGGUUAACCGGGAAAGCGAGGCAGGUAACAAAGUUUAAAACAUUCGACACAUGGGAAGAAUUACGGGAAACACUUAAAACAAGUCUAGAACCCCAGCGAACCACACAUCUAUUUUUAGAAUUGUACGCCAUCAAACAAAAAAGAUGGUGA
Macrosiphum euphorbiae (potato aphid) is the source of this 888-nucleotide messenger RNA. The record is from the annotation of a GenBank genome assembly. Lineage: Eukaryota; Metazoa; Arthropoda; Insecta; Hemiptera; Aphididae.